Molecule: messenger RNA, 5709 nt
Organism: Schistosoma intercalatum
Lineage: Eukaryota; Metazoa; Platyhelminthes; Trematoda; Strigeidida; Schistosomatidae
Source: the annotation of a GenBank genome assembly
CAUACAUUCUCAUAACACAAGUUAAGACAACGGAGGAUGACCUCUGGAACGGCGCAAUGUGGUUGCAUUUUUGACUUUUAUUCAAAUAAUAUUGCAAGCCAAAUAAAUCAAUGUAACCCGGAUUAUUCUUGUAAUAUCAAUCAUCAUAGAGAUGAUAACACAUGUAAUUGGAAUAUUGACUAUCCUAAGAAGUUCUCAAGUUGGCAUUAUUCAAGAAAUUAUCAUGAAACACCAUUCCCUAGUUCUAAAGGUUCUGGAAUCAAGUCAAAUACUAUGCGCCCGACUUCCAUGAGUACAGAGCAUUUAAAUGAAGAUUUGGUAGUCCCAAAUGGAUUAUAUCAGAAGCCCAUUGUAUCAACUAAUUCCUUGGACACAUUUAAUUCUUGUUCAGAUGCAGAUUGCCUUUGUUCUUUGGAAAUCGAUCAACGUCAGGAUCAUGAGAUUACGGAAUGUAACAAAUGUAUAAAAUAUCAGGCAUAUCACCACGAAAAUUUACGUACGUCUUCCGGACAUACACAAUCUAACAUCAGCUCAGAUUCCCACCCAUUGGUUAUUUCUAACCCCAGCGCUGUUGCAGAAAAUUACGAUUUAUCUGAUCAUAGUCGUGAUUCGUCUUAUCCUGACGAUCAUUUCGAUCGUAUGGUACCUUCUCGAAUUGAGUUACCUAACAUUUGCUGUGAGUUAGGAGAGGAUGGACACACUAAGGCAAUAGAAGAAAUUGAAAGCUACUAUGGAGGACGUUUGAGAACCCAACGCGCUGCAAGGAUUAUACAAAAUGCCUAUAGAGACUAUCGUUUGAGAGCGGAAUACGCACGAUUGAAGCUAGAAAAAGGAAUCGGUCGUAUACGAGAAAGGAACUCAAGCAAAAUCGUCCAAAACAAAGCUAAUUCUGAUCACAUUCCAAACAAAGGUGACUGUGCGAUUUCUGAACCUACAGAUGACGUUGAUGAUUUGGUAAUCGAGAGAGCAUAUGUUGACUGGUCACCAGAAGCAGGUGUUAGUCAGACUGAGUUACCAAAUUCAAUUAACAAUGAAACACAUUUGAUUGACUGUAUUUAUCCUAAAACUCAUCCUCGUAUUUCACAGUCUUGCACAAUUCCUCAUACUGAUAGUUUACCGACAAUUUCUGAUUCUCCUAGUGUUCCCAGUUACUUGUCUCCUGCUAAUGCAAAGUCUAGUAUCAGUAAUCAAAAUUUAAGGAUGUGUAAUCCACAAUUGAUGCAUUUUUCAGUUCCAAAUUCAUCUCUAAAUUACAAUAAUGAUCUUAUUCAGAUACCUAGUGAAUAUUUCUGCAGUCCAUCUACUAAACAGUUAACAGUAUUUAAUAGUCCUCAACCACAAUGGGUCAGUUCUCUUCCUAAUCAUUUUGAUCUCUGUCCGAAGACUCAAGUUACUACUACCUGCGAACAUUGUUCUCGUACUCGUCAACCUAAUUUAACUCAACAUUUUGGUGUUGAGUGUAUUCCGAAUUUCGGUGAUAUAUCUCCGGGUGUAGCAGGUUCAUCUGUACAUAGAGUUCAUUACAAAGAAUGCUGUUUACCAUCCAGUAUUCCGAACCGUUCAAGCUUUCGUAACAAUUGUUGUCCUUAUUGUGUGACUAUUCCAAAUUUGAAGGUUACCUCCACUGCAAACAAACCACCUGCUUUGGUUUGUAUGCCUGCAUCUAGAGCUAUCAUACCACCUCAACUUUGUAACAAUAGUGGAUGUCCUGGAAUUCCUUUCCCUAUGGGCAAGGUAUACAAAACACCAACAGUUAUUUCAUCCUGUGUCCCUUUGAACAAUGAAUUACUGCAGUUGCACACGACGCAGUUAAUAAAUAAUGUUCCACAUGUUCCCUUACACCAUCUGGGGUCUCUUAAUAUUAAUAAGAAUGAUUCUCAAAGACAACAUCCAACACAUGUGUCUUGCGGAGGCAAUUGUUAUCAUAUCCCUAAUUCGUGUCAGUUACACAUGCAUCCUUCAUAUCUUCCACAUAACUUACCAAGUCAGACUCUUCAUCCAUCUAUUGUAACCCCAUUUUCUCAUAGAAAUCCCUGUAUAAACCGACUACCCAAUUCUCAUGAGAAACGUAGAAAACGAACUUAUCGUAUUGGUUUAAACAUAUUCAACAAGUCACCUGUAAAAGGGAUUGAUUUUCUAAUUAAGAAUGGAUUUUUGGAGAAUUCUCCACAGUUGAUUGCUCGUUUUCUGUUAACCCGUAAAGGUUUAAGUCGGGUUGCCAUAGGUGAAUAUCUUGGGAAUACAAAGAAUGAAAUAGCCAAGUUGACAACGCGACAAUUUAUACGAGAAUUGAAAUUUCGGAACAAAGAAGUUGAUGAAGCAUUGCGUAUACUGUUGGGAUGUUUUCGUACACCAGGUGAAUCACAGAAAAUUGUUCAUCUAUUAAAUGAAUUUCAAUCAGCUUAUGUAGAACAAAAUGCAUCUCUUGUGAAGUCACAAUUUAGGAAUUCUGAUACUGUUAUGAUAUUAGCAUAUGCAAUUGUAAUGCUACAUACAGAUAUGUAUAGUCCAAAUGUUCGACCACAAUCAAAGAUGACAAAAGAAGAGUUUGUAAGAAAUUUGCGCGGUGUUGACUCUGGUGAGUAAAAUGACUGUUUCUCCGGAAAAAAACUAUUUCUUUUUAAUCAACAAAUUCCUGUGUUUUAUUGUCUGGGAUCAUAUCUCUGUAUUAAUAAAGUGAUCCAAUUGACAAUAUACAGUUGUUUUUUAAUCUACUAAUUUUACAUACCGUUAAGAUUCUCAAGUAACUUGUUACAGCUCUGUUGUGCUGAAAUUUUUUGCUUAUAUUGUCUACAUUUUCUAUGAUAAUUUACACGUGACUUUGCUUAUGUGGUUUGGUGUAUUCGUAGGUUUGUUAAAUCUGUUAAGACAAAACAUUCAUUUUCAUGUUUAAAAUGUUGUAUAAUCACUGUAGUAUCAAACCAUGGAUUUGUAUUUAUAUGAGUAUUCCAUGUGAUUCGACAUAGCAUUAAAUAUAUAAAAGUCAAUAGAUUAAUUUAAUAAACUACGUUAGUUUUAAAAUGGAAUUGUUGACUGAAAAAUAUACGGUGAAAAGAUUGAGUUUCAUUUACAAUAAUUAGUUACUAUUUAAAAGUUAGCAUUUUCUUUUGGUUCGUUAAACCUGAUACUCAUGUGCCGUGAACUUCUUUUUAUAGAGAACUCACUAAAGUUGAGAAUCUAAAAGUGUUUGUCUCUGUUAUCCAGUAUUCACAUUUUUAUAUUUAGUUUCGUCACAACUUAUCUCUUAGAAUUGAGUUUUUCUCCACAUAGAUUUUUAGGGGUUGACCUCCUGGGAUAUUCACUUAUCGACUUAGAAUGUGCUAAUAGUCUUAUUCGGUGAUGAUGUUAACAUAAUUGAAAAUCUUCUGACUCAGUCGAUCGACCAUUUAAUCAUGUACAUGUGUUUGCCUCCUUUAAGUGGUAAAUUGUUGCUUCGAAACUGGUCUACAUUAUCGCUUAGAUUGAUCAUAGAAAAUGAAGCAUUUGAGGUUCUUGAUUACUCCAUUUAUCUCGAAAGUUUCAUCAACCUUCCCGGAUCGAUGUCUAGCGAAAUAUCAACACAGAUUCAAAGGCUCGAUUAACUUCCUCGAACUUGUAACACUGUAGACGUAGGCGUGAUGUUCACUUCCCAAUCAGACCUCCAGUAAAUUGUAUAUCAAUCCACUUUGUAUCUCGUUAUGGCUGAAAAAUGUGGUUUAUAAACGUAAAAGAUAUGCAUUGGUUGCAGAAUUUCGAUCUCUCAAGCAUUGUUCGAAAUUUGAAACAUAAGAUUCUAAGCAAAGAUAGCGAAUUCUUCGCUGUUGUUGAGACUCAUUCUAUUGAGUUGGUUUGGUAUAUGUUACUUGUUCCUAAACCAGAAAGUGACGUCAAUUUGUUAAGUCGUUAAUUAUUGAACAUAUUAGUUGAUGCAGACUAUCUUAUUAGAGUUUGCGCUAUCAGUGUUUGCAAACGUUGGUAGGAUCGGUCACAAUAACACAUACAUUCACUCUGUAAAUACUGUAGAUUAAUGUAUUUGGUACAUAUCUUUUUAUUCUGGAAAUAUGUGCUGAACGUUUAACCUUCCUCAUUGUCAUUAUUAUCACAUCGUCUCGACUCUUUUUAUGUUCAUCAUGUUAAUUUGCUAUCGUUGUGGCAAUCUGACAAGUAAACUUGGAUUAACUCACAUUAGUGUUAGGCCUUGUUAUUUAUUGAUUAGGACUGAUUGGCAAAUCAGUUUGUACAUACUGAUGCAGUAACCAGUCAGUUUGCAAAAUAUACAAUUUUUUUAAAUAUUUGGUGUAGGAAAUAAAUAAAUGUAAUCGUAAAUACAAUCCAGCGGCUCAUCUGUGCUGAUGACAGUUGGUCAUUCUGUUCUUAUACGCAAUAUUUUGUAUUUUGUUAUAUUUUAAGGUGAAGAUUUAGAUCGAGAUUUUCUGCUUGGUAUUUACGACCGAAUCAAAUCCCAAGAAAUGUCUGUACAAUCAGACCAUACAGAUCAAGUUCGUAAAAUACAAAAACAUCUAACAGGUCCUCAAAAGCCUCUUAAUCUAUCAGUCCCUCAAAGGAGAUUGGUUUGUUACUGUCGACUUUAUGAGGUUCCAGAUAAAAAUAAACGAGAACGAUCUGGUGCACAUCAACGUGAACUUUUUUUAUUCAAUGAUCUACUUCUUAUUACUAAAAGUGUUCAAAAACGCAGACGUGAUGCAUCAGUUGCAUAUCAAGUACGAAUGACUAUUCAAUUAUUCGGAAUAAAAUUGGUCCCAUUUGAAACUGUUCAUCAUUCUAAUGGUUUAGAGCUACUGGCACCACUUGAACAAAUUCAAAAUGUAGACUCUCAUAGAGAGGUUGGUAUGAAUCAUAUCGUUGAAACACCCAAUGGUCGAGCGCGUAUCUUAAUCACUUUAAAUACAAAAACAAGUUCAGAUCGUGCUAGAUUACUAGAAGAUUUGCAAGAAUGUAUAUUAGAAGUCACAGAGAUGGAGCGUUUAAAACGAGAAGAAAUUUCAAAACAAAAGUAUAAUCAAGUUCAUCAUCAUUGUUUAAGUCAUAAAUCAGGAAUAGACAAAUCAGGAAAUCAUCCUAAAUCACUUGACAAUUCAGGUGUCUCUUUUAACAUAAAUAAUAGUCAUACUUAUUCUGAUCAUGAUAAUACUUUAUCAUCACAUAUUUGUGCACCUAUAGCUUGUUUGAUGAAUGCUACAGAAACAAGAAUUACAGAACAAACAAAUCAUAUGCCUGAAUUCUGUCAGCAUUAUAAAUUACCAGAUGGGCAAAGAUUAAGUGGUGACAGUGGACUAAUGGCUGAUUUGGACGCAGUAUCUUCUUAAUUCAAUCCAAUCUAUAAAUAAUACAAUUAUUCCAAUUCUAAUUUCAUUUUCAUCCUUUUUUUAAAUUAAUUUAGAAAAUACGAAUGUUUCGAAAAAUUGCUUUUAUUCAUUUCGUGUUUAUUUUAUACGGGAGUUUCUAUAAUGUGUGUGUGUGUUGCCCUAGUCAACAUAUUUUCACUGUGAUAUUAUUUUACGUUAAAUAGACUAGUUAUUUGGCAAGAAGAAAAAUUUGUCAUAUUAACAAAGUCUUGCGAAAAUUUCAUCUGUUAACUUUGUACAAACAUUUAAUUAUGUUCAUUUCGAUAUUGUAUAUAUUCAAUAAAGAUUUUUCUUUUAAUUUCAAGUGUUAUGUAUAAUACUGUUUAUUUGAAGAGUAAAGUAAAAACAAGCAAGUCUGGGCAUG